This is a messenger RNA of Magallana angulata, 2154 nucleotides long. RefSeq names its product vesicle transport protein SFT2B-like. The record is from RefSeq and is a predicted model, not a curated record. The transcript is spliced from 7 exons. Lineage: Eukaryota; Metazoa; Mollusca; Bivalvia; Ostreida; Ostreidae. Gene Ontology annotation, biological process: vesicle-mediated transport. Gene Ontology annotation, cellular component: membrane. Bases 123 to 605 code for a protein of 160 amino acids.
AUGGCGGUUUGUACCGGAAGUGGUGUUGUUUUGGGUAGAACUGGGGAGAUCGGAUCAGAUACGCAAACCACUUGUUGCACAGUGUUUCGCAUUAUUCUGUUUGGAAAUUUCAUUCUCAGUCAAUGGAUAAAUUAAAGAAAGCGCUCAGCGGAGAUGACGACGACGAAGAGUCUGGAAUUGUAACACAGAUUUCUAGCUCUACCACUCUGAGCUGGUCAACAAGAGUCAAAGGAUUUGCCAUCUGUUUUGUGCUGGGCGUGUCCCUAUCAAUCUUGGGAAGCAUCUUACUGUGGUUCAAAAAUGGACUUGUCCUGUUUGCUGUUUUCUACACUUUUGGAAAUGUUUUGUCACUUGCAAGCACAUGUUUCCUAAUGGGACCAAUGAAUCAACUGAAGAAAAUGUUCGCUAAAACAAGAAUUAUAGCCACCAUUUUAGUCUUGGUGAUGUUUGUGCUAACUUUAGUCUGUGCAUUUGCACUGAAGAACCCAGCCCUCACUCUGGUUUGUUGUAUCCUACAGUUCUUAGCUUUAACAUGGUACUCCUUAUCAUAUAUUCCAUUCGCAAGGGAUGCUGCAAAGAAAUGUUUUGGAGCAUGUUUAGAAUGAAGUACCAAUUUCCAGCAGCCCUCUGCAUUUUUUGGUGGACAUCUAUGGUGUCAGAGAUAUUUAUUGUUAAUUUGCCAUUGUGUCCCAUGUAUUUCAGUGCUAAAAUCAGAGGUUUUGUAUUUUCAUUAUGUAUAUUUAUGAAUGGUAUUGUUUACAAACUAUAAAGUCAUAGGAGGCCUGGUAUUCUAUUUUUGAAAAAAGAGGAAUUAUUUUUUAUGAAUGUUUGUAGAAAGUAGUGCUGAUUUUAAAUAAGGAAAGUAAAACACUGUAAAUUCCAUUCAACAUUUAGAUAUCAUGUUUGGUGAUGAUCCACUCUACAAUCCAUCAAAGUUUAAUAUCCCAAUUUCACUUUUGCUGGUACAAGUACUAUUUUUACUGAUUUGCCAUUUGUAAUUUCAUGUAUUCAACUAUAGUCUUUAUAUCAAGAAAUAUUGAUAAGUGGGAUAUUUGGUCAAAGGCUUUUCAGUAUGUUUCUUUGUAUUUUGCAUCAUUCUUCAAGUUAGUCAAAUCUUUGUAAAUGUAUUCCUCCACAUAAAUAUUGAAAAAAAAUAAGUACCAAACAUAUAAGUUAAAGCAUUCAUAAUUUUGUCUCAUCGCCCAAGUCAGUUCAUUUUGUUAUCAUAUGAUACAUUGAUUCCUCCAGAAGAAUGAUAUAUAUUUUUAUUGUCUUUUACUCUGUUUGUUAUGAAGGUGCUAGCGCUCAUUUUGUCAGUGUGUUGUAUUCAAUCAAAUCAAUGUUGUAAGAGAAUAUAGCAUUUUUAGAUUAUCAUUCAACAGCACAAAUAUGGAAGUUUUGUCAACUAAGAAUAUCAGGGAAAACGAGCCUCAUUUCUCUCUGAAGAUUCUGGCUUUUACUAUGUUUGUAUUGAACUAUAAAAGCCUCAGUAUUUUGAAGGUUAGAUCAACUAUUUUGUCAGAAUUUUUAUUUUCUAAUAUGUAUGUAAUAGGUGUUUACAUACAUGACACUGUAAAAUAAACAUUAUACAUGUAUGAUGUUGCACUAUCUUAUGGCAUCUGUUGAAUGUGAAUUGCCUUUUACAUAAUACUAAAAAACUUGAAAACAUCUUCUUCAUGCAAGAACAUACCAUAUUGUAUACUGGUAAAUGGUAGUAUCUAUAUGUAACAGUAUUUCAUUGAAUGCAGAACAAUGGCAUCAUUAAGGUACAUGUAAAAGAUUUUCUUCAUAAAUAUGUAUAUUUCUUUGAACAAAUGCUAGUUUUUAACAAAAAAUAUUAUUUUUGAAUUUACUGGCAGGAUAAGGGCUACAUUGUAAUGAACACCUCUCAGUUUGUACUGAUCUUUUGCCUUUCUUUGCCAUGCAGUGCCUCAACAAAAGAAAUAUUUUGUAUGUUGUCGAAUUCUGUCUUCUAAACCUUAUUCACACCUGUACAUCUCAAUGUGAGACAAGUGCUUUUUAUCAAUUCUUUAACAUACUGUAUAUUUUCUCAUGAUAUACAUUAUUUGUCUUAUGUAAGUAAAUGUACUGGAUAUUAUGAAACUGUCAGGCAAUUUCCAUCAUGAAUAAAUAUGAUGAUGAAAAAGUAAAUAA